AUGGGGCAGGGUUUCGAAAAUCAGACGAUGAAUGUGCCAACCGAUAAACCAUUACCAGGUCAAGUGCAUGACACACCUUAUGUGCUUCUUGGUGACGAAGCGUUUGCGUUAAAGCCUUAUUUAAUGCGUCCAUUCCCUUAUCGCCAGUCUAGACAAGAUCCUAUGAAAGAGACAUUUAACUAUAGAUUAUGCAGAGCGAGAAGGGUUGUCGAAAAUGCAUUCGGAAUCAUGGCCAAAAAAUUCCGUAUCUAUUCCAGACCAUUGGAAAUAAACGUUGAUACAAUAAACACUGUAAUAAUGACAACGUGCAUAUUUCAUAACUUUUUAAGAACGAGACAAUCAGGAGACGAAGAAUAUUUUGAUAAUUUAGAGGAAGAAUAUAAUCAACAGGAUCAAAAUAUGUUAUUGCCAUUUAUUAAUGAUAGUAGAAGAGGUCCAAACGAAGCAUUUGAAAUUCGGGAAAAAUGUAUUAAUUGGUUUAUUGAAAAUCGGUUAGAAAAAUAA
Molecule: messenger RNA, 504 nt
Organism: Acyrthosiphon pisum (pea aphid)
Lineage: Eukaryota; Metazoa; Arthropoda; Insecta; Hemiptera; Aphididae
Exons: 1
Coding region: 1-504 (167 amino acids)
Source: RefSeq, a predicted model, not a curated record